UCCAGUGCCGUGCGGGGAGGUGACGCGACAGCCCGUUCGCAAGCAGCACAGCCCGCGUCCCUGUCAGGACCUGCCUCCUGUGAGCCCGGAGCCGCGGGCCCCGCGACGCAGCGGAAGCGGGCGGGCCGGGGCGGGCCGGGCCGUGCGGGGCCGCAGCUGGCGUGGCGAGCCCAGACAUGCCGCUGGCCAGAGACCUCCUGCACCCCUCCUUGGAGGAGGAGAGAAGGAAGCACAAGAAGAAACGUCUUGUGCAGAGCCCGAACUCCUACUUUAUGGAUGUAAAGUGUCCAGGAUGCUACAAGAUCACCACUGUAUUCAGCCAUGCCCAGACAGUAGUUCUGUGUGUAGGAUGCUCAACUGUCCUCUGCCAGCCUACUGGGGGGAAAGCCAGGCUCACAGAAGGCUGUUCAUUUAGAAGAAAGCAACACUGAACACUUCAGCAUGUGGUUUUGGAUCUGUGUUCCUGAGAAAGCCUUACCAGUUUAAAAAUGCAUAUUAAUACAAUAUAAUUAUUGAUUUUGUAAAAAUUACAUGCUACUGGUGACUAAUGAGCUGGAAUCUCUUCAACAAAUGAUUUGAAGUGCAAGUUUUUCCUGCAAGUUUGCAGACAAUGGAGCUCUAUUUUUAUAAGUUUACUUUUAAUGUGAAUCGUUAAAUUGGGUGGUGUAAUUUAAUACAAAAACCUUAGACUUGCUGCAUCCUUCCCUUGUUAAUCAUCAACUACAGCAGUGUAAUGUCAGAAGCUGCUGCAAGAAUGCAUUUUGUAUACUUUAUUACUGCAGCUGCCCUAACUGCAAGGGUUGCAAAGGCUAGAUGGAUUUAAAAUUGAUUAUUUGCUUUCAACAUUGCCUUAGUCCCUUUACAGUGUUGAGUAAUGUGGUGAUAAAAAUAAAAAGUUACUCACUUAGGUUCA
Molecule: messenger RNA, 913 nt
Organism: Apus apus (common swift)
Lineage: Eukaryota; Metazoa; Chordata; Aves; Apodiformes; Apodidae
Gene: RPS27L
Product: ribosomal protein S27 like
Exons: 4
Coding region: 177-431 (84 amino acids)
Biological process (GO): ribosomal small subunit assembly; translation
Cellular component (GO): cytosolic small ribosomal subunit; ribosome
Molecular function (GO): structural constituent of ribosome; RNA binding
Source: RefSeq, a predicted model, not a curated record